Porites lobata is the source of this 3026-nucleotide messenger RNA. NCBI's taxonomy places the organism in Eukaryota, Metazoa, Cnidaria, Anthozoa, Scleractinia, Poritidae. The record is from the annotation of a GenBank genome assembly.
AUGCAUCCCUCUUUAGCGCCUCAUCUUCAUGGCGACUGCCUAGAAAUUAUACAGCAACUGUAUCGCUGUCACGAACAGGUUAGUAAUUAACGUCUUGUGUUGUAAACACGUGCGUGCCUUCUUGGCCAUGUUCUUGUGCUGUAUACAAUUUUUUUUUUCGCCUUUCUUUACAGCAUCCUGUUGGGAAAUUCCUAGGCGAGUGCAAUGACAUCAAAAGAGCAUUGAAUAGAUGUGUAAAAGAGGAGGUAUUUAAGUCUUUUUUAUCUGAUAUCCAUUUCACUUCAUUAGUUGAGGGGAGAUGUGUUAUGUAAUUCUGACUUUGAUUGCGAGGACGAAAUUCUCUGGUUUUUCCAUAUGGUAAUAUUUGUAGUAGAAUUUUUAUAAAAAGAGGUUUUAAAAUGUUGAUUUUGAACAUUGUCAGGGGUGUGAAGGAUAAAUCAGUCAAUAAAUAUGUUGAUAAAAAUUAAUGAUGAUGAAUAAAUUGAGUGGUUGUUCAUCCAGCCCUGACUGAAUUGAGUAACAAAGUGUGACAUAACAGAAAUGAGAAUUUGUGAAAUUAUGGGAUUUGUUGUCAUCCUCUAUGAGACCAAGAUGAAAAAUGCUUGUGUACCAAAAAUCAGUGUGUUUGCACCAAAUGACAGUGAGAGAUACUACAAUCUUAGACAAAAACCUUGAAACACUUUGGAAAAUUCUGCUCCCUUUUGUUUUCCCCCUCCCUUUUGCAACGUUGUUGUAGCCAUGCAACUUUGAAGUAACUUCUCAACAUUGCAGGGGGAAAGGGACGUGCAUAGGUGUUUCAGAUUUUUGGUGAGGAUUGUGUGAGGUGUAAAAGGCCAUCUGGUUAUCAUUACACGCUAUUCAGACGUGGCGGCAUGCUCGAAGAAACAGCAAGCGUGACCUAUAGCGUGAGGUGUUUUGAUUUUAAGGGCUUUAAAUAUAUGACGAGAAUUUCUUUCUUGGCAAUCUUUACCGCUCAAAUUUUCCAGAACUGUUUCUCGAUUUCAAGGAGAAAAAAUUACAAUACCAACUUUAUUUAGAACAGGGAGCUAACCAAGAAGACAAGGGUUUGGUCAACAUUACUAAUUUCCAACAGCGGACCCAAUGCAGUCAAUGCAGAAUUGUACAAGACAUGAUAUCAAUGAGAACUAAUUUAAAUCCAAUAGUGAACAUAUUUUAAUUAGUAAGUGGAGACUUGCAUGUCAAAUGCGAGAGAAAAGUAAUUUUUCACAGAAUGGACAAAAUGGAAAUGAAAAAUACAAUUCUUAAUACCUGCAGUAUAGACGAGAAAAAAUGUGAUAAAACUCGAUGGAUAACUGUAUGCAGCGCCGAAUGGAAAUUCAGGAAAUUCAAGGAAAGAAAACAAAUUAACCCGAUACUGAGCAACUCACUGAGUUCUAUUUAAAUAGAACUCGGCCCGAUAUAAUUGCGUGAUGCAUCUGUUGCGUAAUGUAAACAGUCAUCGGUUAACCCUGCGUGUUAACGCCACGGUUUACCAUUGUUUUUGCUCUUAUUCUGUUUCAAAUGUGUGUUUUGUAGUUUAAAAAAAGGUUUGAUAUGAAGUUAACUAAAAUUAAUAUCCAACCCAACUGUUAAGUUCAGAUCUGGCCACAGCUUGAAUUUAAGGGUUUUUACAACGGUUAACCAUACUGUGUAAUAAAAUAAAGAUGUCAACAGCGUUACUUUCAUAUUUAACAAUGGUAAACCGUUGACCCUUUUCUCCUUGUGAGCAGACAGCACUAGAAAGUAACGGUCGUACACUUUGGAAACAAUGCUGUUAUUAAAGACGUUAAGUGUCUGCAUUUGUUUGCAGAUAUAAAUACAUGCUGCGACUUUUUGAAAUCCACUGACACCGAAAAAAUCUAAUGGUAAACCGUUGGGGUAAACCGUAGCCCUUGCACAUUACACAACACAAGCAUAAUGGGAUUAAUUUGGGGUGAGUCCCGUUUCAAUAGAAAUACGGUCAGUUCUAAGUUACCUGCCUAACAUUUACCUUCAGAAAUUACUCUUAUCAAGGAAAAAAUACUUCUGUAAAUUGGCAGUUCUAGCAAAGACAUUUCUUGUGCUAAAUCUUUGCAGGUCCUAGCACAAUAUUACACUGUUCUAAUGCAACAGAACAGCUCACGACUGCAAAUUCUGCUUGCAUACACUCACUCCCUUUCAAGUGAAGAUUUCUUUUCAACACAACUCUUCUCCUUAGACACUUCACCUUCUCCUCUCACAUUCAGAAAAAAAAAUUCACAUAAUUUAUCGAACUUCAACAAACGUGUACAUCAUCAUUACAACAGAUGCAAGGCAGGCGUGUAGUCGCCACUAAAAAUGUUUAACUCUUAUUUAUUUGAAAAUUUCCUGCCACUUCUCAACAUUGCAGGGGGAAAGGGACGUGCAUAGGUGUUUCGGGGAUUUUUGGCGAGGAUUAUAGCAUCCUUAUGUUUUUUGACAACUGCAUGCAAAUCCUUCGAAGGCCAAUUUUUGAGGAUUUGUAUGGAGUCUUAAAUAACUAUCUCUGUGCACGUAUUAGGUAUAAGCAGCAGGUGUGAGAGUAAAACCUUACCAAAUUCUUACAUGUAAAAGGAAAGGGAGAGUGGCAGUAUACUGGCCCAACAACCAACAUGUACCAUCUCUGAUCACAAUAAUUAUUGACUCGAUGUAUCAUUAGUCCGGGUAGUAAGCAUUUCCACGCAAGUUAUUGCACAUCUGCAAGAGCUUUCACAAUAACUCAAGUGGAUGAGUAAUAACUACGGCCAAAAUGGUUGCUACACAGGCUACUUGCCAAUUCUGAUCCGCCCUUUAUUGCAAUAAUAUUUAUUUCAUAUUGUUAGUUUUAUACCAGACUACAUCCCCCGGGUGACAGGCAAGGCUGCAUGUAAUAAUCAUGAUGCUAAGAACAUGCUCAUGCAACAUUUAUGGAUCUUUAAACAUUGUUCUAUUUUUUAUGACAGGAUUUAAGAAAAAGAAGAAGAAACCAAGAAGACGCAAAAAGAAGAAGAAAGACGCUAAAAGAUUUGUGUUCGGCAAAACAGGAGUAA